AUGAAAGUUGAUAACUAUGAGCUUGAUUUUGGUAUAUUGAAUAAUUUAAUUCAUUAUGAAUCUUUAAAUCAACAAGUAAUCGAACCUCAACCAAUGGAAGACUUAGUAGAGGAAAUUACAGUUGACAUGAAGGGAUUAUCUGUCCCUAAAGCGGCUACGGUAUGCGGCAUAUCUCGUUCAGGUGCUUAUAGACUUUUGGACGAGUUUAAUAGUGGUGACGGGCACGUACGAAUAUAA
This is a messenger RNA of Cokeromyces recurvatus, 237 nucleotides long. RefSeq lists its product as uncharacterized. Bases 1 to 237 code for a protein of 78 amino acids. The record is from RefSeq and is a predicted model, not a curated record. The transcript is spliced from 2 exons. Lineage: Eukaryota; Fungi; Mucoromycota; Mucoromycetes; Mucorales; Mucoraceae.